CCCCGGCGGCCCCGGGCGCGGCCUUACCCUCCCGGCCCGACAUGGCUCCGCUCGCUCCGCCCGCUCCCGCCGCUUCCGCCGCCGCUUCCGCCGCCGCCGCUUCCGCCGCCGGGCCGGGGCAGAAUUGUGAGUACCUAAGGCACAAACCACAUCAUGCAAUCACUGCUCUGCUGAAGCACUAAAUUCCUCUGAAGUUAUUCCUGCUGUUACUGGAUCUGCACAUGAUUGCUCUUCACGCUGUAGGUGAAUUAGGAAUCAAGAAGCAUGAAGCAUGGUGGGAGCACCUCCUAACAGAAAAUCAGGAAUCUUUAGCACAAUUGCACUUCGUUGAAAAUUGUGGAAAGUUCUCUGGUGAUUAAAAUUAAGACAUGGGGCCCAUGAAAUACACGUCAAGUGUGUCCUCAGUGUCCUGUGGUCUGCAGUAUCACCAUUCACUGAUGAAGUGGAGUCCAAAAGUGAAUUUACACGUGGUGAGGACUUACUGCCCAUCAGCGCCCAAGAGGCCCGAAGCCAAGUCUGCAGUGGAAAUGGCCAUGGGUCUCCUUCAUCGGAUCACAGAGUCAGGGACUGUUUUGGGAAAAAACUCCCUCCAAAAAGUGUCUGCAACAUGCAGGAAUUGGUGGGACAGAUACGAAGAAUUUGUUGGAAUCAAUGAAGUUCGAGAGGCUCAGGGAAAAGUGACAGAGGCAGAAAAUGUCUUUAUGGUAGCUCGAGGGAUAGUACGAGAGGCUCGUGAGAAUGUAGAAGCCCAGCAGAUUAAACUGAAGGAAAUUCGGGAUCGCUUAGACAGGGUCUCUCGGGAUGACACCCAGUAUUUAGAACUGGCAACUCUGGAGCACAGGUUGCUGCAGGAAGAGAAGAGGUACCGAGCUGCAUAUUUAAAUGCAGAAGAAUCUGAGAGAGAAAAAUUCUCUCUCUUCUCUGCAGCUGUCAGGGAAAGCCAUGAGAAAGAGCGCACAAGAGCUGAAAAAACGAAGAACUGGUCUAUUAUUGGCUCUGUACUGGGAGCCAUUAUUGGGGUUCUUGGUUCCACCUAUGUCAAUCGAGUAAGGCUGCAAGAAUUGAAAGUGUUGGUGCUUGAAGCACAGAAGGGCCCGAUAAAUUUACAAGAAGCCAUCAAAGAACAGGCCUCCAGCCAUUACUUGCAGCAGAAAGAUCUCAGUGAUGUCAUAGAAGACCUAAAAAAUGUGCUGCAAACAACUGCAUCACGGGGAGUGAAAGAAGGGGCUUUGUUAACUAGAGAAACCAGGAAUGACUCCAUAAAAAUAGAUUCUCUUUUAAUGCCUUUAAAUGAACAGCUGAACUACAUUAAACAAGUCAGUUCAUGUCUAGGGAGUUUACAGCAGCAGUUUAACAGUCUGCAGGAAAGCAUCACCCAGGUGCUGUCCGAGCUGCAGAGUGUCAAGCUCGCCAUCCACUCCCGACCUACAGAAAGAGUGAUGCCAAGGCCUUCAGGGGAGGGCAAGGGCCAGGCUGCUGCUGUGAGAGAUGUGAUUUUGGAAUUGUGUGAUACCGAGCGGAGACUGGAAACGCAAAUCAAGAGAAGUUCUAUUUACAGCACUGCACUGACAUGUGCUAUGUUUGCCAUUACUCUGCCUGUACUCUAUAUCAUACUAAAAGGGAACUGAUCCCUAAUGAAUUGCCACAACUUAUUAGAUUAAUAAGGGUAAACUUGCACUCUAAGUACCUGGAGUACAAGUCCAAAUAAAGCUGCUGUAGUGUUUCUCAUUA
Molecule: messenger RNA, 1731 nt
Organism: Prinia subflava (tawny-flanked prinia)
Lineage: Eukaryota; Metazoa; Chordata; Aves; Passeriformes; Cisticolidae
Gene: CCDC51
Product: coiled-coil domain containing 51
Exons: 5
Coding region: 369-1628 (419 amino acids)
Source: RefSeq, a predicted model, not a curated record